AUGUUUUUAGAUAAUGAAAACAUGAGCAUGCGGCUCAAAAUUGUAGAAGAUCGAUUAGGAUUUAUGGAAAAUUUAACUCAAUUACAAGACAAACGAAUAAAUGAAUUAACAAAAUAAUUAGAUCAUGUCAUUCACUAAUUUCAAGAUUUGAAUUUGGAUCGUUGCAGAAAUGAUGAAGGUUUAUCAUUUAAAUUUGAACGCUUUGAAAAGACACUUCUUAUGUUGUAAAGAGAAAUGAAUCAAAUAGGUAUUCAAUUUAUUACUAACUUAAAGCUACACAUCAAGAUGAAAGAAUUAAUUAAUUGAUCAAUUAAUUAGUUGAACCUAGUUUUAAAGAUAUAGAUAUUUAAAUUAAAUAAGAGUCUCAAAGAUUGUAAUUGCAAUGUCAAAGGUAGUUAGAUGAAAUGUAUGAGGAGAUUGUUAAUAAAUUUAAGACACCUUUAUAAAGUAGUGUGGCUCAUGGAGGAAGAGUGAGCAUAUUUGAAUCAAAUACUUAGGAUGAUACUAAGAAAAAAAUUGAUGAUGAAAUUAAUAGAAGAAUAUAAGAAGAAAAUGAAAAAAGAAGAUCUUUUUUGGAAAGUGAAACAAAAUAAUAAAAGAAUGGAUAAUUAUCAACUGAAAAAUCAAGAUCAAGAGAAAUUUAAAAUCGUUUAAAUCUAGAAAGAAAAGCAAAAUAAGACAAAAUAAAUCAAUUAAACGAAUUAUACCAAUUUAGAAAGCAUUGA
Messenger RNA from Paramecium pentaurelia, 725 nucleotides. The record is from the annotation of a GenBank genome assembly. Lineage: Eukaryota; Ciliophora; Oligohymenophorea; Peniculida; Parameciidae.